AUGACAGACAGAGAAGUCGUGUUAAUUGAUAUGGACUGCUUCUAUGUGCAAGUGGAGCAGCGACUAGACCCAAGCUUGAAGGGAAAGCCAUGUGCUGUUGUUCAGUAUAAGACUUAUAGAGGAGGAGGGAUUAUUGCUGUUGGUUAUGAAGCACGAGCACUCGGUGUGACCCGUAAUAUGUGUGGAGACGAGGCACAGGAGAAGUGUCCAGAUAUUCAGCUGGCCAGAGUGCCAGAAGUUAGAGGCAAAGCUGAUCUUACCAGGUACAGAGAAGCUGGAGCUGAAGUGAUAACUGUGUUCAGCAAGUUUUGUUCUUGCGUGGAAAGGGCCAGCGUUGAUGAGGCCUUCCUUGACCUCACAGAUGAAGUCUCUCGGAGGUUAAAGGCUUUGGGAGACAGUCAAGUGCUGGCAGGCCAGAUAGCAAACACAUUUGUUGAAGGCUAUGCCAGCUUGGAGGGGACCUCAGAAUGGCUAAUGAAGUUGUAUAGCAACAAAGAAGCAAAUGAGAGUGAGUGCAGGCUGGCAGUUGCAGCAAGUAUGGUUGAGGAAAUGAGAGCAGCGGUGCUGAAAGAGACAGGGUUCACUUGCUCAGCGGGAAUAUCAAAUAACAAGAUGCUGGCCAAGUUUGCAUGUGGUCGAAACAAACCUAACAAACAAACGGUGCUGCCUAUGUCUGCUGUUCAAACACUGUUUGAAACCUUACCUAUACACAAAAUCCGCCAUCUUGGAGGAAAGCUUGGAACUUUUCUUACAGACGAGCUUGGCCUGAAAAACAUGUGGGACUUGACCAAAUUUUCUGAGCAAGAAUUGCAGAAGCACUGUGGAGUCAAGACUGGGAGCUGGUUGUAUGGUGCAUGUCGUGGCAUUGAGACAGAGUCAGUGGCCACCAGAGUUCUUCCCAAAUCCAUUGGCUGCAGCAAAAACUUUCGGGGAAAAGAAAUUUUAGACACUAAAGAAAAGGUCAAGUUCUGGGUGUCUGAAUUGUCUGAGGAAAUGAGUGAGAGGCUGAACCGGGAUAAAGAGUUGCAUAAGAGGACAGCAAAAUCUCUGACGGUCUCUGUGUAUUAUAAAAGUGCAUCCGGGCCUGUGUCAGCUUCUCGUGCCUGUGCUCUUGUCAGGUAUGAUGCUGAGAAGAUCAGUUCUGAUGCCUACUACAUUCUGCAGCAGUUCAAUACAAGUUCAUCCCAUAGUCAGCAAUGGGUGCCACCACUCAUGAACUUGGGCUUGUCUGCUAGCAAGUUUACAGACUGUGGGAAUCAUCAGACAAUUAACUCGAUGUUUCAUUCUGUUCCGUCAACUCAGGCCACAAUAUCUUCCACAAAACAAUCGCAGUCUGUGCCGUCAGCAUCUUCCACGCAGCGGUUCCCCGCUGUCACAGAUAAACACACAGAAACAUUGCUCAGCUCAGAAGAUGUUGAUCUGUUAUCAAAUUCUGACAAGAUUGGAGGUACUGACCAAGAAAGGGCAGUAGACUCCUCUACGGGGCACACACAGCAUCUGUCUAAUCUGCCUGCACCAGGUUUAAAAUGUGUGACAGAAAUUACAUCUAAAAAACAUUCAAACACAGAAAGUUCCAAGAGUUCUGAGGUAGAUGGAGCCACAGGAAAACAAAGGAAUAUCCAGUCAUUUUUUAGCCAGGUUAAAAUGGCAGAAGCAAGUAACGGAGAUAACAAUAAAGGGGAUACUAGUCACUGUUUAGAUCAGACAGGCAGUAAGUUGCUGGAAGUCAACACAGAUACUGAGAUAAGUGAAACUGAUACUAAAGGCAGAGCAUCUGGAGGCUUCUUUGCUAAAAAGUUGAAGGACUUUAACCAGCUCAAAUCUACAAGUUCUUUAACAAAAAAUGAACCAGCUGCCCCGAGCACUGUUUUAGCUUCUGCACAUGAAGCUGAUAGUUUUUCUGAUGGCAGUGAGGCUAUUGAAGCUGAAGACCUUCAUGACAUGGACGCUGAUCAUACUCACUGUAGUUCUAAUGUAUCCAUGAACGUUGAUGACUUUAUGGAAUGUGAUAAAUGUGGGGAGCUUAUUCCAAUCUGGGAAAUGCCUGAACACAGCGAUUUCCAUUUUGCGCUGGAACUGCAGAAAGAGACUAACGAUGCCUCUUCAGCAGCAGCUUUCUCAGGUCGCAGCAUGACAAGCACAGCUACCAAAGCAACAAGUCUUCCAGCAAUAAAGCGAAAGUCUAGCAGCCCGUCAAAUGCUAAAAAAGGAGGUAAAAAGAAAAAAGUGGACAAAUCUGUUCAGCCUUUAACCGUUUUCUUUUCAAAAACAUAA
Molecule: messenger RNA, 2274 nt
Organism: Candidula unifasciata
Lineage: Eukaryota; Metazoa; Mollusca; Gastropoda; Stylommatophora; Geomitridae
Source: the annotation of a GenBank genome assembly